AUGUCCGACCAUGAGGUCCAACCGCCGGUAGAGAUGGUGCUAGAUGCUGCCACCCCGAAGGCCAAGGCAGGCAAGAGCAAGGAGAAGAAAGCGUCCUCGGAGACCAAACGCUCUGUCCGGUGGUGCGAUGAGAGUGUGGCGACACUCUUUCGCCUCCGUUACGACUCGCAUUUGGCAAAAAGGUUCGAGUCCAAGAAAAACACCGAGAAGAAGACGGCGUACGUGAUGUUGGCGGCGGAGCUUGGUGCUCGGAAGAUAGGGUACUUGGUGCCGCUGGAGUCCCCGAGCAGCAACGCAGUCACACGGUCCUUCGUCUUGCCACCACACUUGACUCACCCCGUCUUAUCUCCGCUGGUGUUGAUUGUCUUGGUUGACACGGUCGAUGCAGUGCUCUCGCAUGAGAGCCUUGACGCGUUCCGAGAAGGACUCCAGUGCGUCCCACCCAUCUUGGGGCGUGUCUUGGCCAACGCGAGUGCGACAGCGGAGAGAGAAAUCAUAACGGCGUUUGAACCCGUCGGCCCAGUGCCAGCCAGCAAGGAACUUAUGGUCGUCGAGUCCUAG
Messenger RNA from Aphanomyces astaci, 561 nucleotides. RefSeq lists its product as hypothetical. The coding region runs from base 1 to 561 and encodes 186 amino acids. NCBI's taxonomy places the organism in Eukaryota, Oomycota, Saprolegniomycetes, Saprolegniales, Verrucalvaceae. The transcript is spliced from 4 exons. The record is from RefSeq and is a predicted model, not a curated record.